CGAGCUCCCGGAAACUACCUCGGGUCCUCAGGUCAUAUCUGCAAUGAAGGCCUUGGGCUGCCUCUUCGUCUUGUCCCUAGCGACGGCGCUGAAGGUGCAACGUGAUGUGGAGGAGCCAUUGAAGCCUUGCAAGGGCAAGGAGGUGACAGCCAUGGGCAAGAAGUGGAAGUGCGAUGGACUAUCCUUGGAAGAUUGCCCCAACAGCUAUACCAGCUCCGGGCAGAAUACCUUCUUCCAAUGUGGUAUCAGCGGGCUCCAAUGCCUCACAACAGGGCCGCAGUGCAAGGUGGCUACUACUACGAUUACUACUACGAUUACUACUACGAUUACUACUACGAUUACUACUACUACGAGUACUACUACGAGUACUACUACGAUUAAGGCACCCUCAUGUAAGGCCCUCUAUGACUCUGGUGUGAGAGAGGAUGGGGCUUAUCCUAUCUCACUCACCACCCCAGAUGGCCCCACCACAAAGAAGCUCUAUUGCGACAUGAGAAAUGGCGGCUGGACCUUGAUUGGGCAGGUGGCUGGCAAAGCUGCCAUGUAUGACGGAUGGGUGAGGGCCUUCAAGAACGAGCAAAACUUGGAGACUCCGCAGAUCACUUCAGCCACUUGGGCCAGCAUCCCUGCCGUGGAUUUGGCGGUGAACCAUGCUACCCAAGUUCGCCUCAGCAACGAGGAUAUCUCCAAGUGGGUGAAGUGGGAGAUGGACACCAGCCGCACGGUGGAGACAUGGUGGAAUCGUGGUGAUGGCCAGAGUUCCAUCAAUCAAGCCACAGAUCAUGCGGUCAAAGUCUACAAUCAAGAUGGUGGUUCCAGCAACUGCUACCAGAACAAGUACGGCAUCAUGCAGAUCAGUGCGCACGGGGGCUCCUACCCAUCCGCACAGGUCAAUGGGGCAGGGAACACCUCCCCAGGGGACAACUGCAUGUCCGUGGGCGUGCAGCCGUCUGGAACCCAUGACGGAUACUCCCAGAACGGCAACGGCUACGACCAACCGGAUUCCAACAGCGAUUGGCCCAAUGGGGACUACCAAAGCCCACCCUUUGUGAAUGUCUGGGUCGGCGGAGCAGUUGCGCCCGCCGCAUCCUCGUGCAAGGCCCUCUAUGACUCUGGUGUGAAAGAGGAUGGAGCUUAUCCCAUCUCACUCACCACCCCAGAUGGUCCCACCACGAAGAAGCUCUAUUGCGACAUGAAAAAUGGCGGCUGGACCUUGAUUGGGCAGGUGGCUGGCAAAGCUGCCAUGUAUGACGGAUGGUUGAGGGCCUUCAAGAACGAGCAAAACUUGGAGACUCCGCAGAUCACUUCAGCCACUUGGGCCAGCAUCCCUGCCGUGGAUUUGGCGGUGAACCAUGCUACCCAAGUUCGCCUCAGCAACGAGGAUAUCUCCAAGUGGGUGAAGUGGGAGAUGGACACCAGCCGAACGGUGGAGACAUGGUGGAAUCGUGGUGAUGGCCAGAGUUCCAUCAAUCAAGCCACGGAUCAUGCGGUCAAAGUCUACAAUCAAUAUGGUGGUUCCAGCAACUGCUACCAGAACAAGUACGGCAUCAUGCAGAUCAGUGCGCACGGGGGCUCCUACCCAUCCGCACAGGUCAAUGGGGCAGGGAACACCUCCCCAGGGGACAACUGCAUGUCCGUGGGCGUGCAGCCGUCUGGAACCCAUGACGGAUACUCCCAGAACGGCAACGGCUACGACCAACCGGAUUCCAACAGCGAUUGGCCCAAUGGGGACUACCGAAGCCCACCCUUUGUGAAUGUCUGGGUCGGCGGAGCAGAUGCGGCGCCCGCUGCACCCUCGUGCAAGGCCCUCUAUGACUCUGGUGUGAAAGAGGAUGGGGCUUAUCCCAUCUCACUCACCACCCCAGAUGGUCCCACCACGAAGAAGCUCUAUUGCGACAUGAAAAAUGGCGGCUGGACCUUGAUUGGGCAGGUGGCUGGCAAAGCUGCCAUGUAUGACAGAUGGUUGAGGGCCUUCAAGAACGAGCAAAACUUGGAGACUCCGCAGAUCACUUCAGCCACUUGGGCCAGCAUCCCUGCCGUGGAUUUGGCGGUGAACCAUGCUACCCAAGUUCGCCUCAGCAACGAGGAUAUCUCCAAGUGGGUGAAGUGGGAGAUGGACACCAGCCGCACGGUGGAGACAUGGUGGAAUCGUGGUGAUGGCCAGAGUUCCAUCAAUCAAGCCACAGAUCAUGCGGUCAAAGUCUACAAUCAAGAUGGUGGUUUGAGCAACUGCUACCAGAACAAGUACGGCAUCUUGCAGAUCAGGGAGGGCGGGGGCUCCUACCCAUCCGCACAAGUCAAUGGGGCAGGGAACACCUCCCCAGGGGACAACUGCAUGUCCGUGGGCGUGCAGCCGUCUGGAACCCAUCAUGACGGAUACUCCCACAACGGCAACGGCUACGACCAACCGGAUUCCAACAGCGAUUGGCCCAAUGGGGACUACCAAAGCCCACCCUUUGUGAAUGUCUGGGUCGGCGGAGCAG
This is a messenger RNA of Cladocopium goreaui, 2483 nucleotides long. The record is from the annotation of a GenBank genome assembly. Lineage: Eukaryota; Dinophyceae; Suessiales; Symbiodiniaceae.